This is a messenger RNA of Colletotrichum higginsianum IMI 349063, 2283 nucleotides long. Its product is annotated as Nucleotide-sugar transporter. Gene Ontology annotation, molecular function: pyrimidine nucleotide-sugar transmembrane transporter activity. The transcript is spliced from 5 exons. Gene Ontology annotation, biological process: pyrimidine nucleotide-sugar transmembrane transport. Gene Ontology annotation, cellular component: Golgi membrane. NCBI's taxonomy places the organism in Eukaryota, Fungi, Ascomycota, Sordariomycetes, Glomerellales, Glomerellaceae. The coding region runs from base 1 to 2283 and encodes 760 amino acids. The record is from RefSeq and is a predicted model, not a curated record.
AUGGCCCUGAUCCGGUCCCUCUUCCGCCAAGCGCACGCCGCUGCCGCCGCCGCCGCCGGGCCCGUUGCCGGUCUCGUCCCAUGUCUCGCCGCGCUCGGACUGGUGCUCCUCCAAGCCGGCGCCGCCGUCAGCGUGUGGAACGCCCGGGAGCGAGGCCAGUUCGACUUCUCGCCGUCGUCGGGCCUGGCGCUGUCCGAGCUCCUCCGGUUCCUGGUCGCGACGUUGCUGCUGAGGCGCGCCAUCCGCCGACGGGCCGCGAGCGCCGAGUAUGCGUCGUUGGACGAUCGAUCGGACGACCUGGAGCUGGACCUUGGCGCCGAGGAUGACGGCCGGUCGUCGUCGACGAGCGAGUUCACCGCCGUCGAAAAGUACAUGCGGGCCUCGACGGUGCAGGUCGGCAGCGUGAGGGCCUUCUGGCGGCACGUCUGGGGAGACGCCGACGUCAGGUUCGGUCUAUUGAGGAUCGCUUUGCUGCAGAUGCUCAGCAAUAACUUGAUGUUCCUCAACUAUCUGGUAACCGACCCGGGCACCGUCUAUCUCACCAAGAGCGGAAUCGCCGUCGCCGCCGCCCUCGUCACCACGCCCGCCUUUGGUCUCAAGGGCCCCAAGACUCGCUGGAUGGCUUUUUUGAUGCAGACUUCCGGCCUCGUCAUCUCCCAGUUCAUGCCGCAGCAUCGCACGCGGGCCUCGACCUACCGCCUGUCCCUCUACACGGGCCUCGUCGGCCAGGCGAGCUUCGGCGCUCUGUCCGACAUAUACAGCGAGAGGCUCCUGAAGGGCACCGACCUCGGCAUCAACGGCGUCAACGUGGUGCUGGGCGCGCUCGGCGCGGUGCUGAACCUCCUCGUGCACGCGCUUGUUCGAUACUACAACAUAUACGAGCCCGCCUUCUUCGACGGGUACGGCGGCAAGGGGGCCCUGGUGGUGGUUAUGAUGGCCAUUACGGCUUUAGUGAGCAACGUCGCAUACAAGAAAGCCGAUACCUGGGUUAGAUGGCUCACGAACGAUGCCACGGGCAUGAUCCUCCUGCUCGUGUCAGCUCGAUACUUCUCGGCGCAGUACAGCCACUUCCUCAUCCCCGGAACGGCGCUCAUCUAUAUCGCCUCCCUGGCGUACAUGAAGUACGCACCCAUCAAGGACCACGGCGCAUCCCCCGCGGACUACAGGACGCACGAAUUUCCUUCGCCGACCGAGUCCAAGAAGAAGCUCAAGCUCAGCCUCCUCACCAUCGCCGGCUUCCUCGGCGCCGGCAUCGUCCCCUUCGCCACGCUCGCCGACCCCCCGCACACCCCCGAGUACCGGCUCGCCAUGCGCGACGACACGGACGGCCACUGUCUCACGCCGCCGGCCAGCAUCAUCCCGCCCUUCACGGAGAAGCAGGAGCCCUACCAGAUCAGGACGGGGCCCGGCAACCUCACGGCGUCGCCCUUCAGCAACACGCUGGCCAUGAUCCGGUGGAACGCCAAGCGCAUGGAGCGCGUGCCGCUGCUGCAGAAGUACAAGCCCUUCUUCCACACGGUGCACAUCUCCAUGCCCGACAUGAUGGAAGACCAGCCCGAGGACUACCACAACCUCACGCACUCGCAGUACCCGCACCACGAGACGGUCUACAUGCAGGUGGCCCACACGAUGCGCCUCCUCCUCGACGAGCACCCGGACGUCGAGGGCCUGCUCUACUUCCACUUCGACUCGUGGAUCGACCCCUUGGCCUGGGUCGACGAGAACCGCCAGUCCAUCUGGUACCCGACCUCGCAGAACACGCGCCAGUUCGCCGGCGACGGCCCGCGCUACAUGUGCAUGACGGACACGCGGGCCUACCCGGACUGGUGGCGGUGGAGCCACAAGUGGAACGAGCGGGCCGUUACCGCCAACGGCGAGAUCCUCCGCAUGGGCCGCGGGUACACGGUCGACGAGGACGAGUUCUGCGUGGGCUGGUCCGACAUCUUCUACGUGCCGCGCCGCUUCUUCGCCGACUUCAUCUUCCUGUCGUACGUCUACGGCUGCGCCGACCUGUUCCACGAGGUCGCCAUCCCGACCAUGCUCAACGUCAUCGACCGCAGCCGCCGCAGCGAGGGCGCCCGCUUCCAGUCCGUCAUCGACCGCAUCGGGGACUGCUGGGGCGGCUGCUGCGACGACUCGGCCACGGCCCACGACGUCAGGUGGACGCGGUGCGGACACCGCCUGAGCUACCUGAACCAGGAGGUCGUCGACGCGCACUACAGCCGCCUGGACGAGCAGACGGCGUGGCUCGCCCAGACCGAGAGGGCGAAAAGCGGGAAAUGA